UAUCAAACAAAAACCUCCAAAAUUCUAUAGAACGUUGACGACGCGAAGAAAAAUGUGUUUCGUUAUAUUUUCCUGGUGAAAUUAUCAUCUUGUUUAUUCCAAUUUCCAAAAUUGGUCAAUUACAUUCCAGUAACAGCUUAUCCGGUCGUUCGGCACCGGAAAUGAACAACAAAUUUCAUUUACCCGACGAGCUAAAUAUGGCCGAAAACAGCAUGGAGAAAAAACAGGAGGCGCCGUGUACUGUUAUUGAUCCUUCUGAUGAAGAUCAAAAAGCGCCGGAUGAAAAAGCUGAACGUACGGAAGAUUCGAAUGCUAAAGAGAAUGCACAUACGGAAGAAUCGCAGGAUCAAGAAACAGAUCCACUCGCGGAAGACGAUGAUCUGGAUGUGAUCGAUUGUUACACGGAUGAUUUUGAUAGCGACAUGGAGAACGAUUACUGCAAAAAGGAGGCGAAAAAAGACAAGGACCGGAAGUCGAGAAAAAAGGAACAAUUUAACACCACUGAUACGGUGGAUCCAACCAGCACCGUUGAAACGGCGCAUCCGAUCAGCACCCUUAAGACGGCGAUUCAGACAAUGAAACAAAAUAAUGGAAACGAAGAGCGCGAUCCAUUAGAUGUUUCGCAAGAAAAAGAUCUUGACGAUGAGGUCGACGAAGACGUGAUUCAACUGUGCGAUGACAUUUCGGACACAUUUUUGGACGAGACGAGCAGCACUUCGGUAGCCAUCCCGGCCAAACCGGAAGUACCACCGACGAUUCAAAACAAAUCGGAAAAGGAUCGCAUUCUUAGCGAACCACUGGUCAAACAGAUGAUAGUUCCGGAGAUUUGCGUUUCGGACGAGGAAGACGAGAAGAUUUCCGUGGGCAGCCAGGAGUCGCUGAGUUUGCAAAUUGUUCACUGUUUGGAGAAAGCUGGAAAAGUGGUAGAUGAGGUGAGAAGAAAGUCUCACGAUAAUACAGCGGAUGGUACGGUGAAAAAAGCCUUGAACAGUAGCAACUGUAGCGAUAGCGGUCUUCAUGGAUGUCAUCAGGAGGAUCCUGAUGUUUUGAAGCUAAAAUUGGACCUUUACCAGGAUAUGGGUGGCAUGGACUAUGAGACGGAUGAUAAAACCGAUGAUUGCGAAAAGCUGCCAUCUGCCAGAAUCAAACAAGAGCCGUGUCCACAACCAAAUAGUCCCGAAGAAAUCCCUACCAUUGAACUGAGUUCGACAGAAGAUGAACCAGAACCAAUUUCUUACAAGCAAAUGGCAAAAUCGCCGCCAGUUGAGAAGCGUAAAAAACGAAAAUCCAAGAAGAAAGCAUCAAAAGAAUGCUCUGAAAUCAGAAUGGUUUCAUCGGAAGAUUCUUUCCCAAUAGUAGUAGAUUCAACAGUGUCGAUCGAUUCGCGUCGUACCAGGAACGAUUCAGAAGGAUCUUUGGACGAUUCUAUGAUCUACAGUGAUGGGCGAAUGAAGGCAUUGCGUAAUCGGACAGUUGCCAUCUUCCCUGAAUUUCCAUGUGGCAAAAAGACAAAGUACCAUCGAAGAUCCACUGAUACAGAUCCUUUGGAAGCACCAGUCAAGAAGAAGAAAAAGAUCGACCCCUCCAUGAUGGGCUAUCAUAAACGCCGCAAAACAACCCCGUAUCGAUCUGGUUCAAAAUGUAGUAUAAUUUCCGCUUCCACGACCACGUCUUCGAUUCCCGAUGAGGAUAUGAUUGUGUUAUCUGCAAAUGACGUGCUACUUGCAGAUCCAAUUCAAGCGGGAUUGACUAAAGAUAUUGAGAACAAUAAACUGCAGCAAGAGGAAACGAAUGACACAGCAGAUAUCAUGAAGGAUAAAUCAGUCAAUGACUCAAAAGAAGAAUUGAUGCAUUCCUUAGAUUUGAAAGAAACUAUUUCAAAGGAAUUUGAACAGGAUGCUCCAUCGAAUUCCGAGAAAAAUGAGUCUAACGAAAAUGAUUUUCCGAUACCCACAACCGAUAUUGCACUGGAAGAUAUGUUGGAUUCAUUUAUCGAUAAAGAACAAAAUGAUUGUGAUGCAGCUGUUGUAUUCCACUCUAUAUCCCCGGAGGAAAAGUUUCUGAUGGAUUCCUUGUUCGCAGACUGUGAAAAACAAACGCAACAGGCUCCCAGCCAUGAACACCUAGAGUCACUUAAUACCAUAAUGGAUGACGGAAAGCCCUUGGUGGAACCUUCGAGUGUUGAACAGUUUGCAAUCAGUUACACUAUUUGUGACGGUAGUGUUCAACCUGCAACUGUUCUUAUGCCACUGGACAACGUGGCACCAGUGGCAGGAAAUGCGCCUAAUACUAUUAAAGUUCCCAAAGCACCAAAUAUCAAAAUAAUACAAAACUAUCAAAAAUAUCCCUUCCAAGCGAAACCUCCCAAGAAGCAGCAGUCUAAAGCGACCAAUGCUAACGGCCAACCGCGCAGAGGAAGAGGUCGGAAGAAGCGGGAAGCCAAAGAUGGAACAGACGAGGAAUAUAUUCCUUCAAGUAGUCGCACGGGUAAACGCAAUUCGAAAGCACAAAAGUCCAGAAAGAACAAUCCUACGGCGACGAAACAUCCAGUCGCGGCAAACAGCAAUCAUGAAGAGGAGCCCAACGCUGAUUACCAACGUUACAGACAAGAAAACUUUCAUCAGCCUCAGUCAGGGAAUCACCACGAUCUGAAAUUCGACAACGGGGAAGAUGAUGAUGAUGGAACGGGCACGACAUCAACAGCAUGUCGUAACAUGCCAACCCUGGAGAUGGACCUGGCCUUGACCAGCUCGGAUGAAUCAUUCGGCACGAUCAGCAAGGAACUUAUUGCCACAUCGACGUCCAAAAUAAGUUCUUCCAGUCAUGAGGAUGGUACGAACAUUGGAAAGCUACAGCAAGUCCAGCCAACAUCACAAUGCGUAGAGAAAGGCGUUUUGGGUAGUAGAGCGUUCACCAGAGAAAAGCCGCUUGGUGUUUUACCAAAGCGAGGUCGUCCCAAAACCAGUAAAAACCAGAAAAUUUCCGAUUUCUACGAUCCCGUCGGCAAUCGCAAGUACACAAAAGCCCAAGAUGUCUCCAAAGAGUCCCCAACGAAACAGUUGCUGGAUAAAGGGAUUAAUGUGAGCAAAAAGACUGCCCUGAAGCGGAAGCUUAGACGUUUAUUCAGCAGCAGUGAGGAUGAGGCCGGUCCAUUAAGCCACUAUUCCGCCACAGAAAUGUAUCCAGAUCUACAACCGAGCGCGUCUUCCUUUGGAUCAGUUAUUGAACCAACCUACGAGGAUAAUCAGUUGGAUAAAACUCAAGCCGCUGCCGACAAGAUGGAUAGUCUACAAGUUGUAAUAUCACCGCUUACCGAAGAUAAGAUACGCAAAAUCAACACGCCACAAAAGAAGCCUAAAGCGCUGGCGAAGGCUAGUCAAACGGAAAUCUCCGGUCUGACAUGGUCCGUCGAUCUCGCUCAGAUAGAUUUUCAAUCUGAAUACUUUGAAAAACUGCGGAUCCUGUUGAACAAUGGUGCAGUUCGAAAUGUUAUGCGUGGAACAAAAACAGAAAGGCAUAAAAAGUCUGGCUUGCGCGAAAUUGAAUCGUCUACCAGUGUACGCUCGUUCAACGGCGUGGACAUGCCAUGCCGUUCAAUUUUGCAGGGGUGUCUCGAUUCAACAUCUCCGGCGCAACCCCCGUCUAUUCCGGAUGGAUACAACCGGAGUUCUACCGAGGACUUGCUAUUCCAACGUGCACUUGAUGAAGUCGAUACAGGAACUAGCCAUACAGAGGACCGUUCGGCAGUUAAAAGAUUGGAGCGAGUAGUUAAUACCGUACGAACAAGUUUCCGUAUACCGAAAUUGAAUAAGCAAGCAUCAACAUCACCACAAGUGGUGACAUCGUCUACUUCACAUGUAGCUGAACGAGCUACAGAUGAUAUGGUUGUCGAGGAGCUACCAUCGACGUCCCGGUCUGCAGAUCAACUGCAACAGAACAACAGGCCAUUCGGCAGUUUGAGGUUGCCAUGUGGUGCUGGAGUAGUGCAAAGAACAAUUUCUAAUGAGUAUGUCAAUGAUCAAAGUGGGUAUCAGGAAAACAGCGAUACUAUUUCACGUCAAGACCAUCAAGAAAUGAGACAAAGCAUCAUGAUGCAAGAAAGAUUUGAGGCACCCUCAAUACGGAGUGGCAACUCUGGUCGAAACAGUCCACAGAUUUUUGAAAAUUCUCUAAGUUCCGGCUAUGUGCCACCGUCAAAUGCUGUGAAUGGACCACAAGCAAACGGACACCCCUCCUCUAAUCAGGAAGCCAGGUCAGUUUCUGUUCCGAGUUCUUUGGAAAACCGAUCGGGUCUUCCGAGCCAAGCAGAGCUUAUGAACGUCAGGCGAACAAUUCGCAAUGACAUGUCACAGCCGCAACAAUUAGCAAUGCCUGGACUGCCACAACCUUUUGCCCAAUCAUGCUUCGUUCCGGAUGUGAAAUAUAAUGCUAGCCAGCAGCAAAAUCUUGGUUCGAUGUUUGGGAAUUUUCAACAAGCGCCGUUUGCCGCCAGUAGUAACAUGUUCAACAGAGGAUCUCUUUUUGGCUAUCCGGGUAUGGAUAUGAUGUCAAUGAACGGCUAUAACGUAGGCAUGCAGCAACCCCAGAAUAGAGGAAACGCCUCUAAUAAUUUCACUGAUUUCUUAUCUAUGAUAUUGGAACAACUGAAACAGCAACAGCAGAUUCCCAUGCAGCCACCAUACGUUCAACCACCGAUAAAUCCGCCGGCUGUACCUAUUCAAAAUAUCCAAAACAUGUUAGUUCAGAGUGGCUCUAAUCCAAUGUCUGGAUUCAAUCAAUUGUAUCCACAAGUGAGCCAAAAUCCAAUGCAGUCAUCGGCUCCCCCAGCUGAACCACAAAGGGCCAAUGACCAGGUAGAAAUGAUAUGCUCCAUAUUUGGGUGUAUUGAUUUCCUCACUGAUAAAUGCAUCAAAACUCAUUGUCGGUAUUCACACAGUUUACCGAGAGAGGAAGACUUAUUCCAGAAGCUCUCUGUACAAAGCCGCGACGCUAUUAUGGCGGCCUAUCGAUUUGUUGCUGGCAGGGACGAUAUAUUCGUCAAGUACUUCCCGGUUUUCGCUACAGUGAUGGGCCGAAACAACAUGCGCCAUCAACUUGUGAACACAAUUGGCGAUUGCGAGCAGUCCAAGCGCCCAAUUCAGUACUACAGAUACAUCGUGGAAGGACUUAAAAUAAGUGGCACUAGUCCGGUACAAGCCGUGCAGAUAAUCUUGGAGAAACAUACCAAGAAAAGUUUCCAUCAAAUAAACGUUCUGAUCGAGCUUAUCAUAGAUACCGCUGAAGGUAUCAUCACAUUUCUUCGCACGCUGGAGGAGUUUUCCCACGUGAAGGAUUAUCACUACGAGAUUGUUUCCAUCAAUCGCUUGCUCGAGUUCUGUGUAAUCUCUAUGUCACCGGUCAAUGAGCUGGCCGCAUUCGUGUGCAAGCUGAUGUUGCGGGUUUCCGUUGGGGAGGAGCAUCUCGUAAAUACCAGAGUCCUACUAGAGUUUAUUCAGAAGGUACGUCUUGACCCGUCAUUGGCACUGGACAUAGAAGACAUCGUUAAAAAAUACGGUAGUGUUGUGAUGAGGCCGUAGUUGUAAGCUACAAACAGUAAUUUUGUUAUUAGAACCGAUAGAUCGGUUUCAUGUUAAGUUGUUUUGUUUUGCCUCUGGAGUGAAUGUUUUUUUUUUUUUUUGAAACACAUGACUAGAAGUCUACAUUUCAUUCGAUUUCUUAUUCACCCAUUAUCUAUUAAUUUGUAAGGCUGAAAUUAAGAUGUUGAUUAUUUUGUUGCAAUAUCAAAAUUAGGAAUAAAGCGAUUAUUCCAUCUUAA
Molecule: messenger RNA, 5815 nt
Organism: Armigeres subalbatus
Lineage: Eukaryota; Metazoa; Arthropoda; Insecta; Diptera; Culicidae
Exons: 7
Coding region: 162-5576 (1804 amino acids)
Source: RefSeq, a predicted model, not a curated record